UCCGACUUUACGCACAGGACGGGGCGGCCCCGGUGGCGCGUACUCGUCUGCUAACGGCUGAAAGUUACACUGAAGGUCCCACUUUAAUGCGUGACGCGCGAAAAAAAUACUUUUGGAAAAGCUAACGGGAAACUUAUACCAUCGUCUUUAAAUCCGGACGCCUUGCAGUUUUAUUUUGAGUAAGUGGGUGAUUCCCCAACUCGGCGCGCAACUGUACCCUAAUAAGUGUUGAAGGAAUCACUCGUCUGUGCUCUGCGUUAUUAUUGCUGCUUUGUGUGCAGAUGAUUCAGAGAAAUUGAUGAUUCAGAGAAAUUCAGUGAGUGACGUUAAACGAGAGCAGACGUGCACCGGCUAUGCAGCCCGGCCGUUUGAAGAGAGUCUGAAUCGUUUGAAUCAGACUUUACACUCGGAGCAUGGUCCGAUAAUUGGAAGACAGGGAGAGGGAGAGAGAGAAAGAGAGUUGAAGUAAGAAUUAACGAGCUAAAAGACAUUUGGGACACUUUGAGGUGUGUUUGGGGGAACAUCUGCCUCUCACGUCCAGGUGUCCCACCGAGCGGUGCGGAGUCUCCAGCUCAGGCCGGCAGCGCUGACAUGCUGCCUAAAGUCGAGACUGAAUCCCUGGGACUCUCACGAUCGUAUGGAGAACAAGGGCGCAUGCCAAGGAAUAUGCAAGCCCCCCAGUUAAAAAUGAUGGACUACUCCUAUGACGAAGACUUGGACGAGAUGUGUCCCGUGUGCGGAGACAAGGUUUCAGGGUAUCACUACGGACUACUGACCUGCGAGAGCUGCAAGGGCUUCUUCAAGCGUACCGUCCAGAACAACAAGCGCUACACAUGUAUAGAGAACCAGAGCUGCCAGAUUGACAAGACCCAGAGGAAGCGCUGCCCGUACUGCCGCUUCCAGAAGUGCCUCACCGUCGGCAUGAAGCUUGAAGCUGUGCGGGCGGACCGCAUGCGCGGCGGUCGCAACAAGUUUGGCCCGAUGUACAAACGUGACCGGGCCCUCAAGCAGCAAAAGAAGGCACUGAUCCGAGCAAACGGCCUGAAGAUCGAGGCCAUGAGUCAGGUGAUGCAAGCCGUCCCCACCGACCUCACCAUCUCCUCAGCCAUCCAGAACAUCCACUCGGCCGCAUCCAAAGGCCUUCCACUGAGCCACCACCCAGGCCACCACACUAAUCACCACCAUCACCACCACCAUCACGCCACCGCCCUGCCCCCCACAGACUAUGACCGCAGCCCAUUCGUCACUUCGCCGGUCAGCAUGGCAAUGCCACCACACGCUGGCAGCCUGCAAGGCUACCAGGCGGCCUACGGACACUUCCAGGGCACACGCACCAUUAAGUCAGAGUACCCAGACCCGUACACCAGCUCACCAGAGUCCAUCAUGGGCUAUGCCUACGUUGACGCCUACCAGACGGGCUCGCCACCCAGCUUCCCUCACCUGAUCGUAGAGCUGCUCAAGUGUGAGCCAGAUGAACCGCAGGUUCAGGCCAAGAUCAUGGCCUACCUGCAGCAGGAGCAGGCCAGCCGAGGCAAACACGAGAAGCUCAACACCUUCGGCCUCAUGUGCAAGAUGGCCGACCAGACACUCUUCUCCAUCGUGGAGUGGGCACGCAGCAGCAUCUUCUUCCGUGAACUUAAGGUGGAUGACCAGAUGAAGCUGCUGCAGAACUGCUGGAGUGAACUCCUCAUCCUCGACCACGUAUUCCGGCAGGUGAUGCAUGCCAAAGAGGGCUCCAUCCUAUUGGUCACUGGCCAACAGGUGGACUAUGGAGUGAUUGCUUCACAAGCAGGAGCCACCCUCAACAACCUGCUGAGCCACGCCCAGGAGCUGGUGGCCAAGCUACGCUCCCUGCAGCUGGACCAACGGGAGUUUGUCUGCCUCAAGUUCCUGGUUCUAUUCAGCCUGGAUGUGAAGAACCUGGAGAACUUCCACCUGGUAGAAAGCGUCCAGGAGCAGGUCAACGCAGCGCUGCUGGACUAUGUCAUGUGUAACUACCCGCAACAAACGGACAAGUUUGGCCAACUGCUGCUCCGGCUGCCAGAGAUCCGCGCCAUCAGCCUGCAGGCCGAAGAAUACCUUUACUACAAACACCUGAAUGGCGAUGUGCCCUGCAACAACCUGCUCAUUGAAAUGCUUCAUGCCAAGAGAGCUUAGGAGGGGACUGCGCUGCUCAUAACGCAGCUAUGCAGACAUCCUGAGAGUUUUGCUGCAGCCGAAAAAAACUCCAAAUAACCAAACCUCCAGUUCAGACUCGAAUGAUGACCAGGAGGAUGGAAAGCAGAGACAGUUAGCAACUCUUGUUUAGCCUAUAUUGAGCUCAUUUUUGAUCUUCAAUUUACAACUUGGAGUACAGAUUUGGACACAUCCACAAAGACAGAUAAUGUGCACACACAAAUAAGCAUAAGGAUCCCUUUAUCAUGAAAAAAAGUCUGAAUGAAGAUCCUCAACUACACAAAGACAAUAUUAAAAGAAAAAAGAAAAACACUUGAAACAAACUGCUUUGGCACGAGAUGGGAUCUACUUGUCUGCACAAAAACAGACUAUCUAACCGGCAGGCUGCAACUUAAAGAAUUAACCAUCCUCAAGUGUUUUAGCACUGGUGACAUUGUGAGAGGUUUUUGUGCUGAGAAAGGAAAUGGAGUAACACCGCCCAUCUUUCACAGCUUUGUGACGACUAAAGCUGUGGCUUAUUUUGGUCGACCAUCCUCUGGUGUGCUCUCUCACUGAAACCGGCUUUUAGCUGUCAUUGGUACUGUAAAGACAAAUGGACAAGCAGUCACCCGACCAGAGACUCUUACCUACUGUCAUGUGUUUUUUGAACUCACAAAAGACGCCUGCUAAGGCAGCUUGAUACUGACUGAGAAGGGAGAAUUGAUGUUUAAAAAAUAAACGUCUAAAAAAGGAACAUUCUUUAAUGAACAAAAUGAUAAAUAGGCCAAUAAGAAGAAAAAUAAUAUGUUUUUUUUUCCUCUUGCAAUGGAAGUCAUUUGCUCCUCAUGGUCACCUUGUGGUUCCCCUUUCUUAUUCCCCCUCCCCAAAUCAUCUUUAACUAUGUACCUCAGAAAGACCAGUGUUAAAUAAAUUCACUUACUUAUGUCACAUAAAACAAUUGUAUUUAUAGCCCUUUUUUCCUGCAAAAAAGUACCCGCCCUUUUUAUUAUCUCAUUACAACUGGAACAAAACAAAGUGUGAUUCUGGAGACGGAGAAGGAUUGACCCUGCCUUUGUCCGGAAAGACCAAAGCCUGCUGCAGAACAGAAGAAGGAAAUUACAAAAAAAAAAACCCUUAAUAAUCAGUAUUAAGAGGAAAAAAAAAAGAUUUGUGAUGUCACAGUUAUGUGAGUCUUGCCUUAUUUCAUUACCAUGCUAGCUAACCGUGCAGAUGUGAAUGAAAAUAUGUACAAAUAUAUAUAUAAAGUAUUAAUGUUGUAAAAAAUUUAAAAAAAGAAUAAUUCAACAGGUGUUUACAUUCAUGUGUUCAUAUGGGAGAGAACUGUGAUGAAGCAUAAAUUGCAAAGCAAUGAUUUCUUAAAAAAUGAAAUCAAUGAAAUGAAAAAAUAGAUCCCUCUGGUUUGCUUUCUUUGGUGUGUGUACAGCGUUUUUUUUGUUUGUUUUUUUAAUAGUACUUAAAUUAUGUCGUGAGACACUAAAAUCAAAAAGGAAUCACACAUAAAAUAUUAAUUUCUAUUUGUGUCUGCUGGCAUUCAAACAUUUGUUUCUUAAGCAUUGCUGUAAAAGGGUUCCGUUUCACUUCAACCUUUUUUGUAGUCUUUCUCCUUUUUUAUUUACGGUGCUUUUACCUUUUUGAUGUACAGUAUGUCACUGGUUACGCUUAACAAUGAAGAUAAUUUAUUGCGUCUCUGGGUUUCCAUCUUUGUGUUACAUGACGUGAGGUGCCUGCGCCAGAAUAAAUUUGUUUACUGUA
This is a messenger RNA of Plectropomus leopardus (leopard coralgrouper), 3927 nucleotides long. RefSeq names its product nuclear receptor subfamily 5, group A, member 2 (gene nr5a2). The record is from RefSeq and is a predicted model, not a curated record. Gene Ontology annotation, cellular component: RNA polymerase II transcription regulator complex. Gene Ontology annotation, molecular function: zinc ion binding; RNA polymerase II cis-regulatory region sequence-specific DNA binding; nuclear receptor activity. Gene Ontology annotation, biological process: tissue development; hormone-mediated signaling pathway; regulation of transcription by RNA polymerase II. NCBI's taxonomy places the organism in Eukaryota, Metazoa, Chordata, Actinopteri, Perciformes, Serranidae.